This is a messenger RNA of Raphanus sativus (radish), 1500 nucleotides long. RefSeq lists its product as uncharacterized. The transcript is spliced from 2 exons. Lineage: Eukaryota; Viridiplantae; Streptophyta; Magnoliopsida; Brassicales; Brassicaceae. Bases 1 to 1500 code for a protein of 499 amino acids. Gene Ontology annotation, molecular function: zinc ion binding. The record is from RefSeq and is a predicted model, not a curated record.
AUGAAGCAGAAAUUCUCCUUCAAACUAUACAAGGUAACUAAAACUCUGGUUGUGGCAAAAUGUUGUGUUGCUGAGUGCGGAUGGAAGUUUAGAGCGAGUGUGAAACAUGGAACAAACACAUUUUGGGUAACCAAGUAUCUGAAAACUCACACAUGUUUGGUUUCUGACCGAGUGGCUCUACGGAAACAUAGUACUCCAAAGUAUGUUGGUAAGCUUUUCAUAAAUCGCAUUGGAAUCAUUGAUGGGUUAAAUCCAAAGCAUAUCAAAGAUGCAAUGAAGAACAUGUUUGGAAUGACGCUUGACUGCACCAAUUCAUACAGAGCAUUGUUAUAUGUCCAAGAACUGGUAAGAGGAACAGCAGAAGAUGGGUAUGAGUGGCUGCCUUCAUAUAUGGAACAAAUCAAGUUAGCAAAUCCGGGUUCUAUCACUAGUAUAGAACUUGAUGAUAAAGAUAGAUUUAAGUAUCCGUUUCUAGCUUCUGGAGCUUCUAUUAUCGAUGGGGAAGAUGAUGAGUCUUGGGAAUGGUUCUUCACAAAAUUGAGCAGUUGUAUAUCUAACCAGCAUGCUUUGGUGAUAGUCUCUAACUGGAAUGCAGCUAUUAAAAACGCAUGUGAUAAGGUGUUUCCUUGGGCAAUCCGAGGAACAUGUUAUUAUCACCUUCAACAGAACAUUGUCCAAAGGUAUAAAGGAAAAUAUCUUUUGUACUUGGUUAAAGCUGCUUAUGUUCAUACUGUAUAUGACUUCGACCGGUAUAUGGAAGAGAUUCGGAGUGCUAACCCGGCGCUGGCAACAUACUUGGAGAAGGCGGACGUCAGGCUAUGGUCACGGGUUCAUUGUCAUGGAGAUAUGUACAAUUUAAAAACAAGCAACAUAGCUGAAUCUAUUAACUCCGCGCUCAAGCCAGCAAGAGGAUUUCCCAUAUACUUCCUUUUGGAGUUUAUAAGGGAGAAGGUGGGAAGGUGGUAUUGGAAAAGGAGAGAAGAUGCUUUGACUCUCACAUGUGAGCAUAGUCAGGGAGUUGAGCGCUUAUUGGCGAUUCGGUCAGAGAUAGCAGACACUAUGUCUGUCCAACCAAUUGAUGGAUGGAAAUUCUUUGUCACAGGUGGCAGGCGGAACUGUAUUGUUGAUUUGGAACACAUCAAGUGUGAAUGUGGUGUCUUUGGAAUCGAGAAAAUAUGUUGCUCACAUGCUAUAGCAGCUGGAACAUUUGCUAAAGUGCAUAUCGCCUCACUUGUGAGCCCGCUAUACUCAAGGGAGAAUUUGCAUGCAGGAUACUCACAUAACAUAUAUCCUUGUGCUGGAGAAGUUGAGAUCCGCAAAUGUCUUCCUCCGGAUGUAAAGCAUGGUCCGGGUCGACAAAAGAAGUCAAGAUGGCAAUCUUGGUUGGAGUUAUCCAGGUUCAGAGGACACAAACCACAGAAGCUACACAAGGAUUACAGCUUCUCAAACUGCAAACAACCUGGUCAUACACGUCCAAACUGCAACCAACCUGUUCAGUAA